Messenger RNA from Mobula hypostoma (lesser devil ray), 1768 nucleotides. RefSeq names its product fibrinogen beta chain (gene fgb). Gene Ontology annotation, molecular function: signaling receptor binding. The record is from RefSeq and is a predicted model, not a curated record. The transcript is spliced from 8 exons. Lineage: Eukaryota; Metazoa; Chordata; Chondrichthyes; Myliobatiformes; Myliobatidae. Gene Ontology annotation, biological process: protein polymerization; platelet activation; blood coagulation. Bases 66 to 1577 code for a protein of 503 amino acids. Gene Ontology annotation, cellular component: fibrinogen complex.
UAUAAAAAGGAAGGACUUUGAUGAAAAGUACGAUAUAGGCAGUGAGUAAUCGAAGAACCUUCAAAAUGAAAUUAAUUUUGCUGUGUCUUUUCAGCAUCCCGGUGGUUCUUUCGAGAGACUUUGAAUAUGAUGAAGGAAUUGAUGACUCUGAGACUCUACCUGCAGGAAACAUUACAAAUCCCCGUGGGUACAGACCUUAUGAUGCUCAUUCUGAGCCGACUGAAACAAUUCGACAUGUCUCUAAUAGAAAUGAACCAAGCACUAGAAGAUACAGGUACCAGGUUCCUAGCACACCCCAAGCACAAAAAGCUCAUCAGAGGACAUUCGACAAUGAUAAAGGAGGAUGCCUCUUCAUCGGUAAUGAAAUGGGAGUGCUAUGCCCAAAUGGCUGUGAAUUGAGGACUGCUCUUUUAAAGGAUGAACAGAAUAUGAUGCCAGUCAUUAAAAGCUUAAAAUUACAAGUUUCAACUCUUUCCCAAUCUUCACGUACAAUUAACAUUUAUGUAGAAAGAGUAGGUAACGAAAUGUACCGGCGUGAAUCUCAGUACCUGGGUAACGAUGACAUACUAAGUUCAUACAGUACAGAACUGGAGGAACGUUUUUCAUUGAUAAAAGAAAAGGUUACACAGACACUCCCUUCUUCGAUUCGUGUUAUGCGUUCCCUGGUGGACAGUCUCAAAGAGAAACUGAAAAAUCUUGAACGUGCAGUAAUAAUGCAGAAGGAAUAUUGUGCACAUCCUUGUGUAGUUUCCUGCAACAUACCAGUUGUUUCAGGCAAAGAAUGUAAUGAUAUUUAUGAAAAAGGUGGUAAAACAUCUCAGCUUUACUUAAUCCAACCCGAUUCCUUCAAGCAACCUUACAAAGUUUACUGUGAUAUGAUAACUGAAGAAGGAGGAUGGACAUUGAUUCAAAACAGACAAGAUGGUAGUGUUGACUUUGGUAGAUCAUGGGAUGCCUAUAAAAAUGGAUUUGGAAACAUCGCCUAUGAUUCAGGAAAAGGUUUCUGUGAUACACCAGGUGAAUACUGGCUGGGAAAUGACCGCAUCAGUCAAUUGACAAAAAUGAAAACUACUGAGCUCCUUUUUGAAAUGCAUGACUGGAACGACAAUAGUGUGAAAGCCCACUAUUCCAAAUUUCUGGUACAGUCUGAAGUCAACAAAUAUCGGCUGUCAGUCAAUGGCUAUUCAGGUGUGGCUGGUAAUACUCUUACAGAAGGAGCCAAAUCGCUCUUUGGAAUCAACCGAACCAUGACUAUACAUCAGGACAUGAUGUUCAGUACUUACGACAGAGACAAUGAUGGAUGGGAACCUGAAAAUCCAACAAAACAAUGUUCCAGAGAAGAUGGUGGUGGCUGGUGGUAUAAUAGGUGUCAUUCUGCAAAUCCCAAUGGUAGAUAUUACGUUGGUGGAGAAUACACAAAAGAAAUGGCAAAGCAUGGCACUGAUGAUGGAAUAGUGUGGAUGGACUGGAAAGGAUCAUGGUAUUCACUGAAGAAGAUGAGCAUGAAGAUCCGACCACAGUUCACAUCCACAAUGCCAGAUCAGGAGCAAAUACCUAUGCAGUUCCUAACACCCUGAUAAAUUUAAAUCUUUAUAGGGUAUGGAAUCAAAAAGUAAAUAUUAUAUGAGCUUCAAAUUGUCAUUUUGGAUCUAUUUUUACAUUUAAUCUAUUUGCGAAUCAUGAAAAGAGAAUUGAUUAGUGACAUGUUUGUGAAUACUAAAAUAUUGAGAAGACCGAAAAUUAAUAAAUAUUGCACUUAAAAAUCUUA